UUUUGAGACUGUUCGCGGGCGGUUCGCUGCGUUUUGAGACCAGUAUUCUCUGUUUCUGCAAUAAAAUGUCGACCAGCAAAAUGCUGACUUUUCGGAGCUUCCUCACGGAGCGGUUCACCAGCGUGGCCGUAGAGAUAUUUGAAGAAGUGGGAAACAUUGUGGAGGAGUUUCACCAGGAAAACAUCCGACUGCGGAACAUCCUGCACAUGGUGCUCAGUCCCGAGAUAAAGUUAACGCACAUAGAUUUCAGUAAACAAACCAGUGCUAAUCGAAGAUCAGAGGUCACAACAGUUGCCGCAGAGGAAAGGGAGCAGCCACCUGAGCUGAACACUGGAGUGGACUGGGAAAUAUCAGAGCCGCUGCCAAAGAUGCCUAAAGAAGAGCAGAUUGAAUAUGACAUAAGUUUUAAUUCAGAGCCAAUACAAGAGCAAGGUGGAUCUGACAGCACAGUCACCCCAGUCUGGGUGAAAAAUGAACCAGAACAGGAAGAUGAAGACAUGGACGCUGAGCCUGAAAUGUUUACUGUUCAAGAUUUGGAGACCAUUAGGGACUCUUCAGAUACUGCUUCCGCUGACAUGAGUUACAAACAUGAUGACAGUUCCCUGUCUAACUUGGGUGAAGUCUCAGAAUACUCGCAGCUACCCAGUAAUGAAGAUGGUGGAAGUGGAAGUCUGGAAAGCCAAAUAACUGAUUCACCAAAGGAAAAGAGGAUUUUAAAGACAGGCCUGCAGAAAACCCUGCUAGAAGAACCAAGGUCGAUGCCCACAACAUCUAUUGUUACAGCUUUACCGGACUACAACUUGUUUUUGGCAAGGCUCACUGAAGUCUAUAAGGAUUUUCCAGACGAUGAGAAGCCUUUGAUAACUACAAUGGGCCUCACAGCAAAUGUGAAAAUGGUGGACUGUGCUUUUGGUAAAGUGCCUGUAGGUUCUCCUCUGUCCUACCAAUGUCCCGUGCCAUCCGGUCAGGAUUAUAAACCUCACAAAGAUGCUCCCCAUCAACCAUCACUUCCCCUGCCCUAUAACAGACUUGAUCCAGAGUACAUCUCCUGUACUCUCACUCUCCUCGAGCAGGAAAUCUUGAAAAACAUGCGUGUCACUUGGGAAGCAGCUAACAGACUGGCGUACUCCACAUGUGAAAGCGAGUUUGUAGAAGAGCUACGCAAGCUGCGCUUGACUUGCCGUUUUAGGGAGAUCUGCAAACUCAAACCAGAAGGUGGGGAAGUGGAGCAAUUAAUAUCAAAAAUACGGAAAGGACCCCCCAUGUACAAGAUGGCGCUGAUUGACAGAGAGACGAAGAGUGAAGUACUUCGGGAAUACUGUCGACGUCUGUGUAUCAGCUGGUACCCCUGUGGUUUGGUUGUCCAUCCAAAUGCUCCAUGGUUGGGGGCACUGCCUGAUGGAUUAGCAUACGACCCUCAGGAGAAGCACUCUUUUGGGCUGGUGCAUGUCAAAUGCAUUGGGCUCCGUAGCUUUGUGAACUGUGGGUUCUUGGUCUGUUGGGGCGGUGUCAUGAAACUGCAAACGACCCACGAGUGCUACUGGCACAUCCAAGGAGAGAUGAUGGUAACGGGUGCAUCGUGGUGUGAUCUGCUGGUCUGGUCCAAAGAGGACCUAAUUGUUCAACGCAUCUACAGGGACAAAGGUGUGAUUGAGGUCAUGAAGAAGAAGUUGCCAGAUUUCUUUUUCCGUUACUAUCUGCAAACUCUGUUGCCACAGCUUGAUGCCACAGCUUGAGUGUUAUUGACUACACGGUGUUCCCUUCCCUUUUAUCAAAUUGUUAACAACUGAAAUGUGACAAAAUUUCUGACCAUUGAUGUUCUACUGUAAUUAUUCCAUAAUAUCAUUGGGCUACCUUUAUUGGUAGUUCCCUCAAGUCUAGUCUACACAAAGGUAUUGUUUUUGUUUGUAUAGUCAAGUUUAUGUUUUGUUUGUUAGCCAGGGAUACUUUGUUUUACACUGAAAAGGGUUUGGUUGUGUUUUUAUUCAACCCGUUUAUCACUCAUUCAUUAAUCUUUAUUGUAUUUCUAUUAUUAUCUUUUCAAAGGCUGCAUCUACAGAUGUGUAUUUUAUAAAGUAAUUUAUUGCUAAAGUUAUUAUUGAUUCCUUAAACAAAGAGGGUGGUCUGUCUCAUCAUGAUUGGGUAUUGUUCAGUCAAGUCAAUGCAAGUGUUAGUAAGUAUCUACCACAGGGUUCAAGUGUGGACAUAAAAAUAACUCUUAAGCAGAUUAAAAGUGACAUCCAUUGAUAUUGUUUGAAGUCUAAGAAAUAAAACAAAAAUGAAAGGUC
Solea senegalensis (Senegalese sole) is the source of this 2288-nucleotide messenger RNA. RefSeq lists its product as uncharacterized. The record is from RefSeq and is a predicted model, not a curated record. The transcript has 4 exons. Bases 66 to 1736 code for a protein of 556 amino acids. NCBI's taxonomy places the organism in Eukaryota, Metazoa, Chordata, Actinopteri, Pleuronectiformes, Soleidae.